Xyrauchen texanus (razorback sucker) is the source of this 1050-nucleotide messenger RNA. RefSeq names its product gap junction delta-2 protein (gene gjd1b). Gene Ontology annotation, cellular component: connexin complex. The transcript has 2 exons. Bases 136 to 1050 code for a protein of 304 amino acids. Gene Ontology annotation, biological process: cell communication. Lineage: Eukaryota; Metazoa; Chordata; Actinopteri; Cypriniformes; Catostomidae. The record is from RefSeq and is a predicted model, not a curated record.
GGAGCAGAGCGUAUCUGUUGCUGUUGACUACCUCAAAGAGAGGUCGUGUGGACUGUUGGGUAUCUUCAGAGGUCGACGUGAAGGAUUCUUGGGUGUCCGGGUACAGUGACCCCUGCAUGCAUUCAGCACCCAACCAUGGGAGAGUGGACCAUUCUAGAGCGCCUCCUAGAGGCUGCUGUGCAGCAGCACUCUACAAUGAUCGGAAGGAUUCUGCUGACGGUGGUGGUGAUAUUCCGUAUCCUAAUUGUCGCCAUUGUAGGUGAGACAGUGUACGAGGAUGAGCAGACCAUGUUUAUCUGCAACACCCUCCAACCAGGAUGCAACCAGGCCUGCUAUGACAAGGCCUUUCCCAUCUCCCACAUCCGAUACUGGGUCUUCCAGAUCAUUCUUGUUUGCACACCCAGCCUUUGCUUCAUCACUUAUUCAGUGCACCAGUCAGCCAAACAGCGGGACCGCCGCUACUCUUUCCUCUACCCAAUAAUGGAGAGGGACUACAGCCACGAGGGAGCUCGCAAACUGCGCAACAUCAACGGUAUCUUGGUGCAGCACCCUGACAGUGGCGGGGGAAAGGAUGAACCUGAUUGCUUAGAGGUGAAGGAGAUCCCAAAUGCACCAAGAGGCCUCCUUCAUAGCAAGAGUUCCAAGGUACGCCGACAAGAAGGCAUCUCUCGCUUCUACAUAAUCCAGGUAGUUUUCCGCAAUGCACUGGAAAUAGGCUUUUUGGCAGGGCAGUACUUUCUUUAUGGCUUCAGUGUUCCAGGCAUCUUCGAGUGUGACCGCUACCCCUGCCUGAAGGAAGUGGAGUGCUACGUAUCACGACCCACUGAGAAGACCGUGUUCCUGGUGUUCAUGUUUGCUGUGAGUGGCAUCUGCGUUGUGCUUAACCUCGCCGAGCUCAACCACCUGGGCUGGAGGAAAAUCAAGGCCGCCAUUCGAGGAGUGCAAGCCCGCAGGAAGUCCAUCUGUGAGAUCCGCAAAAAGGACAUGGCCCACCUGUCACACCCCCCAAACAUGGGCAGGACCCAGUCAAGUGAGUCUGCUUAUGUCUGA